AAGUACGCGGCUCAAGCAAACGCGGCAUACCGUAUUCGCCUAAGUGAGACAACCGGUGAAGAGGCACGCAGAUCGACGACAAUGGAUAAUACCAACGCUCUGCUGUUCCUAGCACUCGUGUGCUUGCAGGCGAUGUUCGUGCGUGCUGCGCCGGACUGGGUACCCCCCGAGGUAUUCGAAAUGGUCCAAGAUGACAAACAACGAUGCAUGGGCGAACACGGCACAACGCAAGCGCAGAUCGAUGAAGUGGAUAAAGGGAUCAUGACCAACGAUCCGUCGAUAACAUGUUACAUGUACUGUCUCCUCGAAGCAUUUAGUUUGGUGGACGACGAGGCCAAUUUGGAGACGGACAUGUUGAUGGGUCUGCUGCCUGAUAAUCUUCAGGAUAAAGCGACCGAAGUUCUGGGCAAGUGCACACCGACAGCCGGCACUGACAAUUGCAACAAGAUCUACAAUCUCGGCAAAUGCAUCUACGAUGCUGUACCAGAUUUGUGGUUCAUCGUCUAGACCGAGAAGAGAAGACGAAAAUUCUUUCACGGAACAACGAGACGAUGUACUUUCGGCGACCGACGAGGGAGAAUUUCAAAAUGGUUCCUAAGAUGAUUCGUAAUGGCAAGAAAAAAAAAAACAACACCCACACACACACACGCGCUCGCAAUCGCAUCGUCGAAUUAAACGCAAAAUUAUACAAUCACGCGUAUAGAUACAGAACAUAGUUAACCUAGGAUAAGGACUAAACUAUUCCUUCGUUCGGUUCAGGCGAUCGAAGCUACCAACUACCGAAUGUAAACAAAUGUAAACAUCUUUUCUCCGAGAAAAAUAUAGUAUCAACGAGCGAGAGGAAAUGAAAAUAAAAAAACAAACUAUUGA
Messenger RNA from Colletes gigas, 870 nucleotides. It is a transcript of the gene Obp1, whose product is annotated as general odorant-binding protein 69a-like. Gene Ontology annotation, biological process: sensory perception of smell. Lineage: Eukaryota; Metazoa; Arthropoda; Insecta; Hymenoptera; Colletidae. Gene Ontology annotation, molecular function: odorant binding. Bases 82 to 507 code for a protein of 141 amino acids. The transcript is spliced from 6 exons. The record is from RefSeq and is a predicted model, not a curated record.